AUGAUCCUUGCAACUGUCCUCGCCGGCGCGACUCAAACAGUGUUGGGGGCCUCUAGCGACGGGAUAGACUGUCACCAGUCCACGGAUCCCAGGGGGUCAAGUUGGAGAUUCGAUCAACCGUUAUCGAACACGACAUCCAACUUCAUAUUCGACGGGGUCAGCUCGCUUCUUCAGCAAUGGGGAAACACGCGCUAUCGAAAUGGGAGGACUCUAGGCCACAAUAUUGUCCCAGGUGUAGUUCCCAUAGGAACCCUGCUUUACCACGGAACCUCAAAGAAUGUGAUACCUUCAACGCCUGAAUGGGUAGCCACAGACCACGAGCAUUCGCAUAUCUUUUGCAAAGAGAUUACAGAGGCCGGAGGGUGCUGGAUGCUGACAUUGGCAGUAAAGCGCCCACUGAAGGUCCUCUACUUCGAUGGAAGCAGCAGCGCGAAGGUAUACGGUACGAUGGACACCCAAGACUUGAUUAUACGUGGUUUCGUGGACGACCGGAUGGUCUGGGAGGAGGAAGAUCGGAUAAGAAGACUGUGUGAUUGGGGAACGAAGUACGGAUUACAUGGCUUCAUUAUUGGUAGCGAAAUUAUGCUCUGCGACUUUACGAACGGUCUCGAUGUCGUCUCGUUCAACAAUAUCACCCCUCCUUGGCCAUACAUUCCUUAUUCCCCCCAUCCUCCCAUCCUCUCACCACCCGCCAAGUCCCGUUCAUCAAUCCUCUUGGCUGCCCAUCGACUUCUUGAAUCUGGUCACUGGCAUAACCGGUAUCCUGGGGAAACGAGAGUCAAGUUGGAUCUGUCAGGUCUGGUCUCCCUCUACGACCCAGAGUUGUUUCCCGACCUGCAAAGAGCGAGAAAAGGGCAGGACAGAUGGGAGCAUCGGGUCGGGAAUAUUACCAGCGAAAAGAGGAAUGCGCUUCUUGCUCGAUUGGAUGAAGUACUUUCGAGAAGGCAAGGGCAAAGUGGGGUGGACUGGAGCAGCAUUUUCAGGGCCGUCAUCCACAGAUACGCGGAAAGGCUCGAGGUUCUCCAUUAUAUGACCAGCGCAACUCCUCGGAGUCGCACCGGUUUUGAUGGUGACAUCGACAGCCAACUCCGUGAUGUGCACGAGUACGUUUCAAGCAUGCUCGCACCCUACAUAUUGAACAAGGUCAGGCCUCCUUCAAACCGAGAUCAAAUCGAGGGAAAAUCUCCGCAUUCCUGGGCCAUCCCCGUUUUUGAAGCCUGUGCAACGACGCAUACCAAAGGGAUAGCUGAGUCAAGUCUGACUCGCUCGGAAGUACUUCUCUUCCGCGCUGUGAACGAUGUCCUUCGCGAGACUUGCCGGGUCUUGGUCGGCAUAUGGGCACAAGGUGCGGAGAUUGGUUUGGACAAGAAGAGAUCCCCCCCAGAGCUACACCUGCCUGCGGAUGGAUUUUUAGAGGAAGUGGCUGAGAGCUGGAGUGGGCGCCUGGAUUCCUUGAUGGGAUGGCUGGAUUGGAGUGUUUGGGUGAAGUGCAAGCCCGGCUGCAGCUUCGAGUUCCUUGAGUUCUGA
This is a messenger RNA of Coprinopsis cinerea okayama7#130, 1527 nucleotides long. RefSeq lists its product as hypothetical. NCBI's taxonomy places the organism in Eukaryota, Fungi, Basidiomycota, Agaricomycetes, Agaricales, Psathyrellaceae. The transcript is spliced from 4 exons. The coding region runs from base 1 to 1527 and encodes 508 amino acids. The record is from RefSeq and is a predicted model, not a curated record.